CGUGGAAAACAAUAAAUAACUGAGCAGGCGAGUCGCAGUCGCAGAAACUCGCUCAAUGGCUUAAAGGGACUAGGGAAAAAGGGAUUAAUUGUCCUGAAUAUUCGAGUGAUUGACUUCCAGUACAGCUCGAACCGACAGCAAACCCUCAGGUUUUUUAAUUUUCUGACUCAAUUGUUUAUACCCGAGGCUCAAAGGAAUGCAGAAGUCAGUACGUGCGAGCCUUUUGGAUCAUCGCCGACCUCGAGCCAGGCAGCUCAUGAACUAAAAUGUUCCCUGAAAAUAUUAUAGUCCUGGCCCUACUAUUUGUAAUACGGGAGGUGGAGGCGAAGUACUGCGCCUAUGAAGUCAAUGGCGAUACCAGGUUUUACACAUGCCCACGGACAGAGUACUGCUGCAAUUUUGGAUGUUGUGUUUCUCCUGCAUUCCAAUUUUAUCAACUGUGGUAUUAUUGGCUGCUCGUAAUAUUUAUGUUCUUGCUUUGCUCCGGAGGCGGUUGGUGGUAUCGAUGUUGGCUGAGGAACCGAUUUCCGGAGACGCAAACCUCGGUGACCAGAACGAGUACAAACAACUCAAUGGCAACAUCCCGAAGACCAGCUAUUCUGACCCGUUCUCGUCCUUCCUCGAUGGCAGUCCCAACUGUCGAUAACCUCACUCCUCAGGGAGGACAGUUUCAAGUUGCAAGGGUCAGUUAUAGCUCAUCGGGAGACAGACUGAUCCUGCAUAGACUGUGGAAAGAUUCGCGUGGUGGCAUCCACCACCUGGACAGCCCUCCUUCAUACACAACAGCCAGAGCUGACCCUGUGUUAGUGCCGCAAGCAACUGGGGGCUUGCAGCUGAUGAACCCUUACAUCUUGUAUGGCCCUCCCCCAAGCUACGAGUCGGUGAUGCAGCAGGACCAGGCGGGCCCCUCCGGCACCCACCUGCAAGUGGCGCCUCUGUCGGAGGCAACCAGCUCGCUGGAGAGCUGCCCAUCAUCACAGGUGCACUCUCCGAUGACCCCGACCAGCCACCAGGAGGCCUGUUCGCCUACCUCCGAGGAUGACCCUGGACCUCAGACAUCGCACCAGGCUUCGCAGACAGUUUCCAGCCCUGUCUCGAGUCCCACUGCACUGUGAUCACUUACGGGCGAUUUUACUUAUUGUCUAGUUGUAUCUUUAUCAUCGACUGGAUGGCCUCUUAUAAUAUAAUGGUAGUUAAAGCACAACGACUAGUUCACCCCCUGACGGUUUGGUAAUUGUUGGUAUAAUUGCCACUGUACUGUUUAUGGCUGAUUUUGACUGGGCCGAUUUGUAUUUUGCACAACACCUUUAGAAACUCUUAGCAAUAUGUCGAUUUAAAUAUGGUUUAAACCGCUCAAAUUGGAAUUGAUCUGAGAGGGCUAGUGGCCCAAAACCCUAAAGUAGUGUUGUGAGAUUAGCUUGCUUAACAUCUCAAGUAUGGUUGAUAGAUAUAGCUCAAUAAUGGUUGAAAUUCCUUUUUUGAUUUUAAGAAUUGAAUGCGGCGUCUAGGGGUAAACGGGUUCAAUUGUAACUUAAAGCUACCAAGGUAGGCAUUCCGGCUCGGCGGUUGCAUUGACAAGCAACUGGGCAAAUCAGGGAGGGUACCGGGCAAGGGGAAUAAAAGAACCGUUUUGUGCCAGUGGCACAAAAGCAGAAAAAGGCCCUCGGAUUUCAUUAUAUACUUGAGGAACCUGCAGAUUAGCUCAUUGUCAGCUAUUUUAUCAUUAUCAAUUUUAGUAUACAAUAAUUAAAUAAGUGAACUUAAUGCCGGUACAGAAUGUUUGUCAAAUAAGAAUCUCAAGAAACACAUCCCUCUUAUUUACGUUGUGUUAAGAAAAUUGAAGUUUUUAGUUUUCCUAUGUAAUAUUUGAUAAAACCCAUUUUCGCAGUUCAAAAGCAAAAAUAUCUGCUAAUUUUUAUAGCUUAAAAAGCGUCCUUUUUUCAUAAUGUUGAAUUGAAAUUCCUGACAUUUUCCUCGGAGCUUAAGUUCUUCAUUAAGAUCAACCAGUUUUGGCUUCUACAGGAAGCCCACUUCAUGAACAGCGUCUGUUGUUUGUAGCUCGCUUAUGGGUAAAUUGAUAGGUUAUAUAUUUAUGUAGCUGCGGAUCCCCUAGAUAAUUAAUUGCUAAUUCCGUGGAGCCUCAGUCAAAAUCAGCCAUCAAAAUUGACGUCCAAAUUUCACCAUAAUAACAUGGUGCCUGAAACCAGAGAUGCUUCAAAUGCUUUUGAGAUUUGGCCCUAAUUUAAUGCGCAAAAAUAUACAAUGAUUGCAUUGUACAAGGAUAGUAGUUGAAACACAACGUUAGGUGGAUAUUUGAACAUUUCUGAGAGUAUUAAACAUGAUCUAAGAAUUAUGUGAUUUUAAGCAUUGUGCUAGUCUACGAAUCUUCAUCGUUCUGCUUUUGCUCUUUGGUGCCUCUCACUGUAUUGCUUUGUUAAAUCUAUUUAAAAUAUUUCGCACUCACUGCAUUGCUGAUAACAAACUUUACCUGUUAUAUUUGGUACUUUCUUUUGAGCAUAAUCUAAAGUUGUAAUCAAAAGACAUGUCUGAGCAGUCAAGUCUGCUUUUUUAACAUUUCAUCUUGUAUGUACCAUGUGUAUGGCUGGGAACAAUUAUUAUAUGUUAGUGCGAGAAUCAAUCAAAACGGUAGUAUUGCUCGGAGAAGUAUGGAUGAAAUCAUCUAACCAUCAAUAUUGUAGAAUUUAAACCCUAAAUAUUAAUAUUGCUGUCACGGGUGUGCUAAAUAUGUAAAGACAACGGCUCAGAUGAAACGAUUAUUGUAAACAUCGGUCUAUCAUUAAUGGUUGGAACGGUAAAAGACAAGUCUCAUGUACAAGAAACUGUUAUAAAUUCUCUGUAAUGGAAACACGCACAUCUCAACUAAUUUUAGCCCAAGCAGUUAAAAUUUAGGUUCGCGCUCUCACGCAAUUCCAUACUAUGAAUCCUGAACUCGAUUUUACUCAUGUGGAAUAAGACCCGUAAUUGGUAUAAAUCAAUAAGUAUGUAUUUAUUUUACAAAGUGUCUUCCAUUUUUAUUUUGUAUCAUUGCAUUGAGUUUACUGCUUUGUAAUUUAUUUGUAUAUAUAUAGCGUUUUUCAUUUCCUUGUCAAAUUGAUAUUAUUUACCUCUAGUCAAAUCCCAAUUUAAUUCCAUAUUUGUUCAAAUUGAAUUUGAAUCCAUUUUAUCUAUGAUUUUUUGACAUGUAUGUGCAUGCUAAAAGCUAAUCUGUAUUAUAAUAUGCACAAAUUAUAUUUUGUUGAGAAAAAUAAU
Molecule: messenger RNA, 3270 nt
Organism: Cloeon dipterum
Lineage: Eukaryota; Metazoa; Arthropoda; Insecta; Ephemeroptera; Baetidae
Exons: 5
Coding region: 267-1115 (282 amino acids)
Cellular component (GO): cytoplasmic vesicle membrane
Source: RefSeq, a predicted model, not a curated record